CAGCAAGUAGUGUAGCUAGUGUUUCUCUAAUUGAACUUCGCCCAAUCAACAAUAACUCGUUAGCGGUUGCUUGCUUUUUCUUGUUCCUUGAGACAGCUUAUUCCUUGCAGGGAAUCGCCCCCAGCCAGUACAGUUAUACUUUCUAAAGAUCUCCAUGGAACUUCGCAGAGGAACUGUCUCUCUCUGCAAGGAAAUACGAUUUGGUUGCCUGUGAAACUGCAACCUACGCCCGAACCAUGGUUAUUUUGGAGAAACAUUUUAGAAAAGUGUAGUUGCAUAAUUCGACUGAAAGUGCUAGAAAGUGGGCUGCGAAGAAGACGACAAUUGAAGGAAACACUUGUGGACGUUUGAACGACCAUUUGAAUGAAAUAAUCAGUCUUUGUCAGCAGUAAUUCCUUGGGACUGCAAUGACCUCCAGUAAAGACAUGAAGGCAGGCUCGGUGUUGCAGUCCAGCGGUGAGGAGAGGAGACGGGGUCCCUUGGACCAGCUUCCACCCCCGGCCAACUCAAACAAGCCUCUGACGCCGUUCAGCAUUGAGGAUAUCCUAAGCAAACCCUCUGUGAAGAAGUCAGUUGCAAAUCUCUGUCCGCCGAGAGUUAUUGAAAAAGUGUCCGGCUCAAAUGCAGCAAGGAACGGUAUUAGCACUCCCUCUUCGCCGUUAUGCGCUCUGGAGGAACUAGCCAGCAAAACAUUUAAAGGUCUGGAAGUCAGCGUUAUACAAGCAGCUGAAGGCCGUGAGCAUGUAAACGCCUUUGGACAGAGGCAAACCUCAAAAAAGAGGAGAAAGUCCCGGACAGCUUUCACCAACCAUCAGAUAUAUGAACUUGAGAAGCGCUUUUUGUACCAGAAAUAUCUGUCUCCGGCCGAUCGAGACCAGAUUGCUCAGCAACUGGGGCUAACCAAUGCUCAGGUCAUCACCUGGUUUCAGAACAGACGGGCCAAGCUCAAGAGAGACUUGGAAGAGAUGAAAGCAGACGUGGAGUCGCUCAAAAAAGUCCCACCACAAACCCUGCAAAAGCUAGUCAACAUGGAAGACAUUGACGACCUGCAAGGAAGCUCUGGAGCAAUAUCCCCUAGCAUCUCCCCGUCGUCACAAGGACACGGAGCAUUUCCUCAGUCCCCCUCCUCAUCCAGAGACCAAACCACGGACGAAUUCUCAGAGGAGGAAGAAGAGAUUGAGGUGGACGAUUGACAGUAGGCCAUGUUUUAAGAAAGCGCAUUUUUCAAAACUUUUGCACGGAUAUUGACGUUGAUAGCAGUUAAACUUUAAAGGAAAGUUUUCUUUCUCCUCUUCUACAUUUUAAUUACAUUCAUGGGACUGUAAAAGGCUUCUAGAUGUCCCCGUUUCAAUUUCACCCAUUUAUUUGAGGAAUACAUAUUUAUUUCAAUAGGUAAUGAAACAUACCUAGUGUUAAAGUACACGAUCAAGACCGCAAAGUAUGUGUUUUUCUUCUCUGUGUAUCUUUUUUUUUU
Molecule: messenger RNA, 1474 nt
Organism: Oncorhynchus gorbuscha (pink salmon)
Lineage: Eukaryota; Metazoa; Chordata; Actinopteri; Salmoniformes; Salmonidae
Gene: lbx2
Product: ladybird homeobox 2
Exons: 2
Coding region: 408-1193 (261 amino acids)
Biological process (GO): regulation of DNA-templated transcription
Molecular function (GO): DNA-binding transcription factor activity, RNA polymerase II-specific; DNA binding
Source: RefSeq, a predicted model, not a curated record